This is a messenger RNA of Clunio marinus, 1650 nucleotides long. Lineage: Eukaryota; Metazoa; Arthropoda; Insecta; Diptera; Chironomidae. The record is from the annotation of a GenBank genome assembly.
AGAGGAUUCUCAUCUGAAGCAAACACUUGAAAUAACAAUGACACUCGUAAAACUUCCUGUAUUUAUUUGUUUCUGUUGUUUCAUUCUGGCAACGUUGGAAAAUGUUAAUGCAGCUUCAGAAGAACGAUUUUUGGCGCAGCCUUUGGAUCAUUUUAAUGAAUUCAAUGAAGAAACAUGGACGAUGAGAUAUUUUGUCAAUGAAGGACUUUAUCAGGACGGUGGACCGAUCUUUAUUUAUAUUGGAGGCGAUUACCAAGUUGGCACAUAUUGGCUUGAACAUGGUCACAUGUUUGACAUUGCAGUUGAUUUAAAUGGAAUCGUCUUCGGUACGGAAACGAGGUUUUUCGGACAAAAUCAACCAAGAAACGACACAUCAACAGAAAAUUUAAGAUUUCUUUCAACAGAUCAAAUUCUCGCUGACACAGCGCGUUUGAUUGAUCACAUCAAGCAACAAGACGGAAGAUUAAGCAAUGCUAAAGUCAUACUCGUUGGUCAAUUGUAUGGAGGAAACAUUGCGUCAUGGUUUCGUGUGAAAUAUCCAAGCUAUGCUGACGGUCUCUGGUCGUCGUCGAGCUUUGUAGAAGCGAGACUUAAUUUCGCUGAGUAUUUAGAGAUUGUUGGUGAUGAUUUGAGAGUACAUGGAAGCCUUGAUUGUUAUCGCAGAAUCUGGCGUGCAUUCCGAACGAUGGAAAACUUAAUAAAUGGUGGAAGAUCUCAUCUAUUCGAUGAUAUGUUUGGUCUUUGCAACUCAUUAGAUGCUAGUAAUGACCUCGAAGUCGAUCGUUUCUUUGCUAGCAUAGUUGAAGACGUCAGCCUUGGAAUCAUUAACGGCGAUUACUUAUACGUUCACGAUAUGUGCCAAGAUAUCACUAAUAUCAACAUCACAAAUGAUCUCAUCGCAUUUUCAGAAUGGUUUCUUAUUGAACAUCGAUGGCAAGGAUGCUUUCAAAUGAAUUUCCAAGCACAAAUCGAUUUUUUAACGGGAAGCGAUUGGAAUGAUUUUGGUGUCAUAUCAGGUCGACGACAAUAUCAAUAUUUAACGUGCACUGAAUACGGAUGGUUUGCAACAACUGAUUCAAAUAACCAACCGUUUGGAAGUCGAAUCAGAUUAAAUUACUUUAUUGAACUUUGUCGUCGAGUUUUUGGUGAAUGGAUAACAGAGGAAAUGUUACAAGAGAAUGAUGAAACAUUCAAUUUGAAUUUCGGUGGGAAUCGACCUCAAAUAACAAACGCGUUCUUUACAAAUGGUGGGAUGGAUCCACAUCGAGCAGUCAAUGUUCUUGAAGAUAUUGGCGACAGUGUCGAGGCUCGGACUCUCCCAUUUUAUGGACAUUCGAUCGACUUGAAUUCUCUAUCAGACGAUGACUCGCCCACUGUGAGAAAUGCCAAAAUAAGAGUUCGCGAGCUCAUUACGCAAUGGGUUGAAAACUAAAAAAACUUAGAUCUAAGAUUUCCGUCUUUAAGUCGUUUGUUUGAUUUUUAGACUACACUAAAAGCAUUAAUUCAUCAUGAUUACAAAACUCUGAUACAGAUCCCAUGGUGGGGUUUAGCCAAAUCAACGAUCUAAAUAAAAACAAGAAAUAUUUAUGGCUCUGUUGUUAUUGGAUUUUUUGUGCCAUUUUCGUUUUAAUGUCUAUUAUGUUCUGGUUA